Poecilia latipinna (sailfin molly) is the source of this 4029-nucleotide messenger RNA. RefSeq names its product transducer of ERBB2, 2 (gene tob2). Gene Ontology annotation, cellular component: nucleus; cytoplasm. Gene Ontology annotation, biological process: regulation of gene expression. The coding region runs from base 433 to 1632 and encodes 399 amino acids. The record is from RefSeq and is a predicted model, not a curated record. Lineage: Eukaryota; Metazoa; Chordata; Actinopteri; Cyprinodontiformes; Poeciliidae. Gene Ontology annotation, molecular function: transcription corepressor activity. The transcript has 2 exons.
GGGUUGUCAAACAGUAAAGUUUCAGCAGACACCUCCAUAGCAAAGUGUCACCGGGAGGCAAAGUACGUCAGAUAAUUAGAGCUGCGGUGGCAAAAGGGGGAAAAUACCGAAACGUGUGGAGAAAAUAUCAAGCUCGCGAACCCGUGGACUGUCACCUCCGCCUUGAAUUCAAAUUAAUUAUACGGGAAUUAAUAUAGAGAACCAGGAGCGCAAAUCAAGCUCGGACAUCAUCGUUAUCACUGAUAGCUGGAACGUCUAGAGAACUUAAAAACAGCCUGCAACCCUCGGUCCCCGCUUCUGAGAUGCCCUUGCCGAUAUGACGCUAAAAGAUUCAACGACUUUUCAGUAAGCUGGAGGUACGUCUGUGCUGCCUCCCUUUCAACAGCAUCCUCUAACACUUUGCUCACACGACGGCACUAACCGGAUGCAACUAUGCAUCUAGAGGUCAAGGUGGCCCUCAACUUUAUUGUGUCCUACCUGUACAACAAGCUGCCUCGUCGGCGGGCUGACCUUUUUGGCGAGGAGCUGGAGAGGAUACUGGUCUCCCGCUUCGAGGGACACUGGUAUCCUGAGGCCCCUCUUAGGGGAUCCGCUUUCCGCUGCAUCCACUUGGGGGCGCCGAGGGACCCUGUGGUGGAGCUAGCUGCCAAAAGAAGUGGACUGGACACAGAGGAGGUCCGCGCCAAUGUCCCCGCAGAGCUCAGCGUGUGGAUCGACCCUUAUGAGGUCUCCUACCAGAUUGGAGAGAAGGGGGCAGUGAAGGUGCUUUACCUGGAGGACCCUCCAGGCCUGGGUUGUGACAGCGAGAGGGCUGAGGCGGUUAACGGAGAAGGCAAAGGUGAGUCAGAGGCUGAGGAGGCCAAGAGCUUGGGAUUUAAUCCAGAUGCUCAGGUGUUUGUGCCAAUUGGAAGUCAAGCAUCUCCAGCACUCUUGCCAUCCCUGUCAAGCUCUCCCACACCUUUGACAGCUCAGCCUGGGCUCUUUAGCUACCCUAGCUCCAGCACACCUACUGACCCAGGUGUCCAUUCAUCCGACACCUCCUCCCCUUCUCCUUCCAGUGGCGGGUUGCCAUACCUCCCCACUCAGCAGCCGCCUCAAGCCCUUCCUCCUGCCCGUCCACAGCCCAUCACCUUCACCACCGCGAGCUUCGCCGCCACCAAAUUCGGUUCCACCAAAAUGAAGAAGUGCACUGGAGCCGGGUCGCCGGCCAACUCCGGUGUCAUUGUCCCGCCUUCGCAGAGGAUGCUCUCUCGCUCUCCCACCACCAUCUCAGCACCAGAGCUGCUAAAGCACAAGCCCCUAUCGCUCUCUUUGCACUCCCUUGGAGGUCCGAUCCCCAGCCAGCUCUCCCCCAGCGCCAAAGAGUUCGUCUACCCAGGAUCCCCGGGCCCCUUUUUCUUCGACGCAGACACCCAACCAAUGCAGCCACAAGCCAGCCCUUUCCAACCCUCGCACAACCUCGGCUCCAAUCCGACCUUUGACCCGUUUGCCAGCCCUUCUCCUCAAAGCGUGGGCAUCCUCAGCAGCAGCGGAGGAAUCCCUUAUGUGGAGAAACCAUCGUUUGAUGGUUUGGGAAGCUACAGCCUGCAAUAUCCAAGCCAGUCUUUCCAGCCUGUGGUGCUGGCCAACUAAGCCUUCGUCUGGAACAAAGACACUUGGACGCAGACAUGGGUGACUCUCCACUUGUUUUCAGUUUUUCUAACAAGAUAUUAUAAUGCUAACACGCGUCAAGAGUGGGUUUUGCUACAGAGAUUAAAAUAAAUAAAUAAAUAAAUAAAUAAAAAAUAAACAUCUCCAUAACGUACAUUUUGUUAUGUAUCUCUACAUGACAUUCGUUUUGCCUGGACUCAUUUCUGUUCUCCUUCACGUCAACAUUGAUGGUUAGGGAGGCGAGUUUCUUUCUACUUUUCUUUUGUGAUGUGAAGCAUUUAUGUUCCACUCCUCCGACGGACCCGUCUCUAGAGCAGCUCCAUUUUGCACUGCACUGUCAUGCUGUGAAAAAAAAGGACUUUGCCAAGUCCUGCAGGGAACGACUGCUGUGGAAAACUCAGCACUUUGCUCCGCAAUCUGCUCUGCCCUACUUGCCACAAAUACACAGGAGAAGGCGGGGUGGUGUGUGUGUGUGUGGGUGGGUGUAUAGUCCUGCUCCGUUUUGUUAUGGUUCGACCGAGGGAACGGUUGUUUGUCUCCGUUAUCGUCGGACGCAAUGCUUGUUAUCAGCGGCUGGAAUGAGCGGGAAUGAAUGAUGGGCGAGCGGAGAGAAAGUGCAGCACUGGAGAAUGUAUUGUCUGUCAAGGGGAAACCUUUUUGAAUGUAAAUGAGAAAUAAAUUCCAGUUUUAACAAUGCCGAUACCUCUAAUUAAAAAGAAGGUGGGGGGUGGAGGGGGAACACAACACAGGGAAAUGUGCAGACACAAAUGCACCACACGCAUCGACGCGCACGAUGUUCCAGUCAGCAGUGUGUGAAGGUGAACGGGCGAGGAGCAGGAGGUUGGGGAGGGGAUGCAGCAGCCUGAGCAGCAGCGGCGGCGGAUUGUGAUAAAUGGCUUAGCAUGACUUUGACUAUGAAGGAGAGGUUUUUCCUCUGCAUGGAGGAAGAGGGAGGGAGACGGGGAGAGAAACUUCUAGACGAGCGCGAUGCCUCUGCGUCGUCCGGGGCGUACUGGAAAGCGCGCGUGUCCCGCGUUGAAACCCAGAGCACGUUCCCGGUGAAACUAAAACACUACACUAUCCUCUCCUCUCCUCUUGAAAUUCUCCUGCUGUCUCUUUCUCAAGCUGUUGCAAGACUUAAAAAAAAAAAAAGAAAACACCUCUGUACAGUCCCAGGUUUGCUCAGUCUUUUCUCAGCUGCAAAAAAAAGAAAAAAAAAAGAGAGAGAAAUAAUAAAGAACCGAUGUCUGUGUGCACGGCUUUGUCGGACAUGUGACUCUCUCUCUCUUUCUCCCAGCAUCGUAUGUUGUCAUUGGUUACCGCAGGGAAAGGUUAACCUUCACAUGUCCAGCCGCUCAGCACUUUAUCACUGGGUCUCCUGAUGUCACCGCAGCCAUCAGCGCUAAGCCCAUCUUUUUCCCUCGCUUCGUUGUUGCACAUUUUUAUUCAGACAACCUGAAAAACGUUGGAAGGUUAUUGGAUUAGCCUAACCUGCAUUUCAUUGUGUUGGAAAGAUCCCAUCAGACUUUUUGGUUUUUCUUAAAUAUUUUUGAAUAUUUUUCCUGAGGUGUAGCUAUUAUUGUUUGUUUCGCAUUGUAAUUUUGGUUAAAUUUGGCAUAAGGACCCAAAAAUUAUUUUCUCUAAAUUACAUCAGCUUAAUUUCAUGUUUAUUUUUUUUAAUUAUCUUCAAAUGACCCUUUGCAUUUGUAUUGGUUGGGGAUUGUGACUCCAGGAUUGUGUAUAUAAACUUCUCAUGCUCAGAUUCUUUAGUUUUGUACAUCCUGAAGUUAAACCCUUCCCCAUUUCUUUUACUUUUUUUUUUUUGUUUUUCUUUCCGGAAAUGUAUCAUGAAUAUAUGCAAACUGAGACAAAAUAAAGAUGUACAGAAUAAAGUAUUGAAUGUGUAACAUACCUUGUACAGCAUUUGUCUCGUAAAAGACGGGUAAAUGUAUUCUCUUAAGUUUUGAAGUGAACGUUUACAGUGAGGACUGUGGAGGAAAAAGAUGGCAGAUAUCACUCUCUGUGCUCUCCUGGGGCAAAUAGUACUAUUUUACAAGUAAACCAAAAAUCAUCAGAGUUAAGAUUAUAUUGUUUUUGUCCCCCUUUUUUAUUUAAAUAUAAUAUAAUCUUCCAUCUAAUUCCUGCCUGACAUGUACCACCUUUAGCCUAAAGUGUUUUGUCCGUCUGCACUCUCAGACAUACAGCACUUUUAACUUUUCUACGUUGUCACAUUUCAAGCUUCAAUGUAUUUUUGGUGUGCUUUUUGCCAGAUUUGUAUCUUUUUAAGAAAAGAUAAAACUGAAGAGUCUAUUGGGUAUCGACAUGUUUGACAAUCUCUUGCUAAAUUCCCCAAAACUAACAUUGAAGUUUGUAGUGGCA